This is a messenger RNA of Neltuma alba, 2995 nucleotides long. Its product is annotated as brefeldin A-inhibited guanine nucleotide-exchange protein 1-like. The record is from RefSeq and is a predicted model, not a curated record. The transcript has 5 exons. Bases 2127 to 2435 code for a protein of 102 amino acids. Gene Ontology annotation, biological process: regulation of ARF protein signal transduction. Gene Ontology annotation, molecular function: guanyl-nucleotide exchange factor activity. NCBI's taxonomy places the organism in Eukaryota, Viridiplantae, Streptophyta, Magnoliopsida, Fabales, Fabaceae.
AGAAAUUAAAAUUGUUGAUAUUAUUGAAUAAUUAUUAUUGUUUAUUGAUACAUCCUUUAAUGACUUGUUCAAUUAUUGAUACAAUCAGUUUUCAAUAUUAAUAAUUCAACAAUAACGACAACAAUUUAAAUUUUUGGGUGAUGGUAGUUGGAUAAUUCCAAGAGAGCCUUUUUUUAAUAUUAUAAUGUCGGUUUGAACCCAAAAAUCAAACAAAAGUUGCAUGGAUUUGGAUUUGAGCACAUGUUUGAACAAAAAAUAAAGAUAAGUCAUAUUAAAUUCUUCUUUGCUAUUGUGAUAGAGGCAUAUGAUGUUGAAACCAGGGCCUUUUAAAUUGGCCAAAAUAUACUAUAUUUUAGCCUCGAGGAUGUGUUAAUGAUAACUAGUUUACAAAUUGAUGGUCAACCAGUUAUUUUUGAGUUGAAGGUCCUAGUUUUACAAGCAGUAGAUGUUGUAGAACUUGUUGGGGUCAUCUUAGAGGGUUAUUUUGUUAGUAUUCAAUGUUUGAUUAAUUUUAUCAAUGGUGUUGUUGAGGAUGUGGAGGAGGAGAUAGUGGAUCAUGCAAGUCGAGCAGUAGCUCUUCUUAGCAUAGUAAACAUGAUUUUCCAAGAUGCACGGAAAUGUAAAGUUCACAAGAAUAUGAUCAAUAUUCUUAAUAGGGUAAAGCAAAUAAAAUCUUAUGCUCGGAGAGCUGCAUGUUAGGUGAAUUUUUUUAAAAAGCAUGCAAAGUAGAUAAACAUAUUAACCUAUUUGGUUGUGUCUUUGAGUUAUUAAGAAUCUCUUUAAUGUCUUUUUGAAUUUUUAUAUUUUUAAAAGGCAUUUAUUUGGUUUUAUAAAUAUCUUGAAUUUGAAAAUUUAUUUUGUUUCAUUUUUUUUCGUAGAUAUUUGUCAUCAGUUCAUCACCAAUGUAUUAAAAGUACUCUCAGUUUGUUUUGAUAACUUGUAGUAUUCGGAUGUACAAUCAUUUUCACUCAUGCUAGAAUGGAUGGUGAAAAUUGAAAAGGUCUCAAUUUUUUGAUGGUAAAUGUUGUCUGACUAUGAAAGAGUUAUUGAAGCUCUUUUCAGCGUUAGAUCCUAGUGAUGUAACAUCUACGUUCUUAUCUUCUGAAACUUGCCACUAAAACUUUUUAAGUGUAAUGAAAAAUUAUUUAAAAUCAUUUGUUUCUUUGUUCUUUUCUUAAUUGAUUUGGCAGUCAUACCAAGCUAUCGUGCUCCUUAAACCCUAUACACAUUAGAGGGCUUUAAGUAGGUUGUGGAUCACUGUCCUACUUAAGGAAUAUGUUGUGUACUACCUCCCACAAGUACUACGUCAACAAUAUUUUGAUGGAGAGCCUGCUAGAGAGGAGGAUUGGUUGUCAAAGCUUCCUAUGGUCCCUCUUGAGUAUGAAGUAGCUAGCCCCUCUAUUUUGUUUAUGAGUAUAACAAGUUGGAAUCUGAGGUGGGUAAGAUUAAUAAGUACUUGAUUGCUGAUGCCUAUCAUCCCGACUUAUGAUUUAGAGGCUGUCGUUACACCUGCCAACUAAUUAGAGAUGUCUAACACCCCUAUAGCUCAUUAUUUGGAGGUCAUUGUUAUACCUACCAAUGAACUAAAAAUGCCUAACACCCCUGCAGUUGAUACAUCAACAACAUUUGAUGACAAUGACGGUAAUGGUUAGGAGGGUGAUGAGAAUGAUGGGGAUGAUCAAAAGUUGCCAAGAGUUUUAAGAAGAAUGGAGAAGACAAGUUCAUGGUUCAAAGAUUAUGUAGUGGCUCCGGUUAAAAAGAUUAUGUAAUGGCGUCUAUAAGGGGGGCUCCUAAGCAUAGGAGAGAGGUGAGCUAAGAAUCAAAAUUUUUUAUUACCCAUUUAUCAAAUUUUUUCUGACUCGAAAUUUUGAUCAAAUUAGGUAAAACUAGAUGAGGAAAAUGCAGGGGCUGGUGUUUCAUUAGAGUGUCGAGUGGUUACUAACCUCUCUUUUCUUGCUUCCUUAUUUUUUAGUAGUAGCUAUUUCUAUUUGUUUAUGAAAAUGUUACCAUACUGUAUACCUGUAUUAAUUGUAUGCUAGUAACUUAUGCAUCAUAGGUAUCUACUACUUGGUUUUAUAUACUUGCAAACACUUGCAUCAUAUCUGUAAUAUUUUUCGCUUGCCAUUAUGAAAUGCAUCUCUUAUCUUUCUAACCUUUUGUUUUGCAUCUUCAGUGAUGAUCUUCCUGGGUUAAAUGCAGAAAGGCUGCUUGGUGAGGCACAGGAGAUUGAUUGCAUCAUGGAGAAGUUUGUUGAGCGUUAUUUUAAAUGCAAUCCAAAUGACAAAACUGAUUUUAUUCGAAACAACUGGGGAAUAGAUGAUCGAAAGGAUCUGCCUGAAGGGUAUCUUGGGGCCCUGAGCAGUUUAAGUCAAAGUCAGGAAAAUCAGAUUUUACCUGUCGUUGCAGAUCUGUUUAUCAUGCUGUCACAGAUGUGACAAUAUUGAGCUUAUGGUGCAAGUCUGUUGGGGUCCCACGUUCGCUGCUCUCAGUGUAACCCUUGACCAGAGUGAUGACAGGAUAGCGGCUUCUGAAUGCUUGUAGUGAUUUCGACACGCUGUGCAUGUUAUAGCCGUGAUGGGUAUACAGAUUACAGACUCAGAGGGCUGCUUUUGUUAUAUCUGUUGCCAAGUUUACAUAUCUGCACUGUGCUGCAGAUAUUAGCUGAAAUUAAUGUACGAAUACAACAGAAACUUCAAAUUCCUAAUGAGAACUUUGCCAAUGUACGUUUCUUCUACCCAUGAAUCCCAGGCUUCUGAAUUAAAAAUUGGUUGCAAUGUUGUGUGUUUUACUAGCAAAAAAUGGAAUAUCUUAUUCGAUGUUACUAAACCUUUUAUUUUUAUUAUUAUAUUCGAUGUGGCCUGUGGGAGUUUGCAUUUCUUUCACUUGGGCCGGAACUCAGACAUCGUAUCUAGUAGAUUUCAAGUACAUCCAUUGAACCCCAAUUAAAUUUCUAUGCUUGCUGGAGUUGAAUCAUACCAUUAUUUCAUUUUGUUAA